AUGAAAUUCCUCCUUCCCGUUCUAUCGCUCAGCGCUGCUGUCAAUGCGCUGCACUUCUUCAUCGACGGCACAACCCCCAAGUGUUUCUACGAGGAGCUUCCCAAGGAUACACUUGUUGUUGGACACUACACUGCGGAGGAGUGGGACGAGCGAGUAUCAGCCUGGGUCAAGCACGACGGAAUCAGCAUCUACAUCAACGUCGACGAAAUCUUCGACAACGACCACCGUGUUGUCUCUCAGCGCGGUCUGGCCUCCGGUCGAUUUACCUUCUCCGCUGCCGAUGCUGGCGACCACAAGAUCUGCUUCACCCCGUCAUCCAGCUCCGGCCGCACCUCAUGGCUCUCUGCCAAGAACCCCAACGGUGGCAUCAAGCUCACCCUCGACCUCGUGAUCGGCGAGACCAACCAGAUUGAGAGCAGCGAUAAGGGCAAGAUUCAGGAUAUUACUUCGCGUGUUAAGGACCUCAACGCCCGCCUAGCUGAUAUCCGAAGAGAACAGGUUUUCCAGCGUGAGCGAGAGGCCGAGUUCCGAGAUCAGUCCGAGUCUACCAACGCUCGUGUCAUUCGAUGGAUCGUUAUUCAGCUCAUCGUGCUUGGCAUCACCUGCACCUGGCAACUGUCGCAUCUCCGAUCAUUUUUCAUCAAGCAGAAGCUGACCUAG
Messenger RNA from Fusarium pseudograminearum CS3096, 660 nucleotides. RefSeq lists its product as uncharacterized. Lineage: Eukaryota; Fungi; Ascomycota; Sordariomycetes; Hypocreales; Nectriaceae. The record is from RefSeq and is a predicted model, not a curated record. Bases 1 to 660 code for a protein of 219 amino acids. The transcript is spliced from 3 exons. Gene Ontology annotation, cellular component: endoplasmic reticulum-Golgi intermediate compartment; Golgi apparatus; endoplasmic reticulum. Gene Ontology annotation, biological process: endoplasmic reticulum to Golgi vesicle-mediated transport; intracellular protein transport; Golgi organization.